GGAGAUUUCUGAAAUAUAUACGUUUGAACUCUCAACACGGUGCAUAGUUUUCUAUGUAGGGGCUAAUUUAAGGUGGACUUAACGAGGCCCCGCCCUGUGCGAGAGUGAGCGCUUGCUUUUAUAGUUUUUGCUCAGCUCCCAGAGAUGGCGCCACACGAGAACGACAGCACCAACAAUGGCUCCUCGCCUCCCUCCUCCACGCAGGCAUUCAAGGAGUAUGUCGAGGACAAAGGCCACGCUCGAACUGUGAAAUCCGUGGACGAUUGGCUGCCCGUUGGCAGUGGCUCCAGGAACGCCAAGUGGUGGUACUCGGCCUUCCAUAAUGUCACCGCCAUGGUUGGAGCUGGAGUUCUUAGCCUCCCCUCGGCGAUGGUCUAUCUUGGCUGGGGACCAGGGGUCCUGGUUCUUGUACUCUCGUGGGUGAUCACACUCUACACGCUGUGGCAAAUGGUGGAAAUGCACGAAAUGGUCCCGGGGAAGAGAUUUGAUCGCUACCACGAACUCGGGCAGGAGGCUUUCGGAGAGAAACUUGGACUGUGGAUCGUCGUGCCCCAGCAGCUCAUCGUCGAAGUUGGAGUGGACAUUGUCUAUAUGGUCACAGGAGGGACGUCUCUCAUGAGAUUCUACGAGCUCGUCCAUUGCAAGCCCGAUGACAUCAGCUGCAAGCACAUCAAGAGAACUUACUGGAUCCUCGUCUUUGCCUCAGUUCACUUCUUCUUGUCCCAGCUCCCAAACUUCAACUCCAUCACCGGAGUCUCCUUGGCAGCAGCCGUCAUGUCUCUCAGUUACUCGACGAUUGCAUGGGUUGCUCCAGUGCAUUACGGCCAAGAAGCAAAGCCACCAAUGACCAAAGUGAGCUACGCUUAUCCUCACUCUCCAUCAGUGGCGAACACUGUGUUUAGAGUUUUCAAUGCUCUCGGACAAGUGGCGUUUGCCUACGCCGGUCACAACGUUGUUCUUGAGAUCCAGGCGACGAUCCCUUCCUCGCCGCAAAAGCCAUCCAAAGUUCCAAUGUGGAGGGGAGUGGUCGUGGCGUAUAUUGUCGUGGCUAUGUGUUACUUCCCGGUUUCCUUGGUUGGAUACUGGGCUUUUGGAAAUGAUACCAGCUAUGACAAUGUUCUCCAGCGUCUCGGGAGACCCGAGUGGCUCAUCGCGGCUGCCAAUCUCAUGGUUGUGGUUCACGUUAUUGGAAGCUACCAGAUCUAUGCGAUGCCAGUGUUUGAUAUGCUGGAAACCGUUCUGGUCAAGAAGUUUCACUUCCCUCCAGGUGUGAUUCUUCGUCUCGUCGCUCGAUCACUCUAUGUUGCUUUCACUGCCUUUAUUGGGAUAACUUUUCCUUUUUUUGGAGACUUGCUGGGCUUUUUCGGAGGUUUUGCGUUUGCUCCCACGACUUACUUUCUCCCGUGUAUUAUGUGGCUGGCUGUUUACAAACCCAGAGUUUUCAGUCUUUCGUGGAUGGCAAACUGGAUUUGUAUUGUCUUGGGAGUGCUGCUAAUGAUUGUAGCUACUAUUGGAGGCUUCAGAAAUAUCAUCAUGGAUGCAUCAACAUACAAGUUUUAUCAGUAGCUGCAAAAGGUAUACAGAAGAAACAAGUAUUGCUUCAAAUGUAUAUGGGUUCCAUACCUAUUAAAUCGAUUUCCAGAAAAUAUAUAAAAAAGAUAUUUCCAUUUGGCCA
Molecule: messenger RNA, 1675 nt
Organism: Selaginella moellendorffii
Lineage: Eukaryota; Viridiplantae; Streptophyta; Lycopodiopsida; Selaginellales; Selaginellaceae
Product: lysine histidine transporter 2
Exons: 8
Coding region: 145-1566 (473 amino acids)
Cellular component (GO): plasma membrane
Source: RefSeq, a predicted model, not a curated record